GCGUCAGUCACGUUCGAGCCGCCCCGACGUCAACAUCUCAGACUCCAUUUAGUUGUCUGCGAGCGGAGUUGUGAACAACCAUAGUACAAAAUAACGUACAAAUUUUUCAGUGAGGUGAAUGCAUCCCGAUAUUUUUUUUUUUUAUACUCAAGUGACAGUGCCUUGAAGUGCAGUGACCAGGAUUUUGGCGAAAAUGGAGUGUAACCGAGUUCUAAAUUUAAAAUUAUAAAUUAGUGUGUCCGAAGUAAAUUGAUCAGUGGAUUUUAGAUGACUGAACAACAGUUCGGUUGACUAAAAUCUUAAAACAAAAACUAAUUGGCAUUUUUUACGUAAUUUUUAAAUAAAAUAAAUUCUUCUUUCUGCUGUGGUUUUCUCUUUACAGAUUUUUUAUUUUGAUAAGGAGCUACAUAGUAUACGGGAACAAGUGUUAAAAUAGUUACAAUAAAUAGAAAAGUGCCUUAUUAAAGUCUAUUUAAGUGGAAAAGAAGUGAAAACAAACAAAACCACGGAGACAAAAUGCCAAAAAAAUUGUUGCUCUUCAAAAAGAUAAUACCUGAAAUUAACUUCGCUAAGAGAAAUCUUACGUCACCACUCGGCCGGAAUAUAUUCAUCAGUUAAACUGGUAAAAUAAAACAAAAACAAAAUCAACAAAGUUGAAGUAACAGUGAGGAGUGCCAUAAAGAUUUUCAAAGAAAAAUUCUUAUGGUGUUACAAGAAUAAUACAAAAAAAAGUUGCCUUACCGACCAAGUCGAAAACAACAAUAGAAAAAAAGAAAAGAAAAUACACCAAAACGUUCAGUGAUACUAGUGUAAACGAGAUGCGAAUGCGAUUCGCGCAACACAAAUAUUGGCCGAAAAUAACCUAAAGUAAAAAAAAAUUAAAAAAACUUUUUCGAAACUUUCAAAUUUCGAGCUACAAAAUGAACAAUCAAUUCCACGAGCUGUUUGGAUCCCAGUGGCCUCCAGACCAGCAUGGGGGUCACUCGUCCGCGUCUACCAUGCUGCAUCAGUCUCAGUCUUCGAUGCCUCAGCUGCAGUUGAAACGGGAGCCCCAUACUGACGUCCAGGGGGUGAUGCACAACCAAAUGGGGAUGGACAUCUCGGGGUCUGUUGCCGACAGCACCUCCCCACCCCCUGGAAGCAGCGACGGCAUGUUCGGUUCCUCAAUUACUGGCAUGUUCAUGGAUAAAAAGGCAGCGAACUCGAUAAGAGCUCAAAUCGAAAUUAUACCAUGCAAAGUCUGCGGAGACAAGUCAUCAGGGGUCCACUAUGGCGUCAUCACGUGCGAAGGCUGCAAGGGAUUCUUCAGGAGGUCCCAGAGUACAGUGGUGAACUACCAGUGCCCGCGGAACAAAGCGUGCGUGGUAGACAGAGUCAACCGCAACAGGUGUCAGUACUGUCGGCUGCAGAAAUGUCUCAAACUUGGGAUGAGUCGGGAUGCGGUGAAAUUCGGGCGAAUGUCGAAGAAACAACGUGAGAAGGUUGAGGAUGAGGUGCGAUUUCAUCGGGCACAAUUGAGAGCACAGACGGACGCCGCGCCAGACUCCGUGUACGACGCCCAACAGCAGACGCCUAGUUCAAGCGAUCAAUUCCACAACCAUUACAAUGGUUACACCGGCUACAACUCCCCAAUCUCCUCCUACGGCUACAACGCGGGCCCGGCCCUCACGUCCAACAUCACGGGCAUACAGACCCAGGGCCCGCAACCACAAGGCUACGACGCCGGCGCCGACUACGUCGACUCCACCACGUACGAGCCGAAGCCUACGAGUGGAUUCUUGGAUCCAGAUUUCAUUGGCCAUGGUGAAGGUGACAUAAGCAAGGUGCUGGUGAAGAGUUUGGCCGAAGCCCACGCCAACACCAACCCCAAGCUGGAGUUCAUACACGAGAUGUUCAGAAAACCACCAGAUGUCUCCAAAUUACUGUACUUCAACUCGAUGACGUACGAGGAGAUGUGGCUGGACUGCGCGGACAAACUGACAGGAAUGAUUCAGAACAUCAUAGAGUUCGCGAAACUCAUCCCUGGGUUCAUGAAACUGACGCAGGACGACCAGAUUCUGCUGUUGAAGUCAGGUUCGUUCGAGCUGGCCAUAGUCCGCCUUUCGAGGCUGAUCGACGUGAACCGCGACCAGGUGCUGUACGGCGACGUGGUGCUGCCUAUCAGGGAGUGCGUACACGCACGUGACCCACGCGACAUGCAGCUGGUGGUGGGGAUCUUCGAGGCCGCGAAGACCAUAGCGAGACUUAAACUGACUGAGACUGAACUGGCGCUGUACCAGAGCCUCGUGUUGUUGUGGCCAGAACGACACGGCGUCCGAGGCAACCACGAGAUCCAAUGCCUGUUCAACAUGUCGAUGGCGGCCAUUCGUCACGAGAUCGAGAGCAAUCAUGCGCCGUUGAAGGGCGACGUCACAGUACUGGACACUCUCCUCGCCAAGAUACCCAACUUCAGAGAACUAUCGCUGAUGCACUUGGAGGCGCUCUGCCGCUUCAAAGCGGCCCAUCCAAACCAUGUAUUCCCAGCGCUAUACAAAGAACUAUUCUCCUUAGACAGUGUCCUGGAUCCAUACACCCACGGAUAAUAACAUCGUCCAGAUAAGCAUUAUUUAUCUUUGUUCGAUAUCCAUGCCCUUUGAAAAUCGAACAUUCAAAAGACUUGACAGCUAAUAUUUUUUAAUUCCUUCCCAUAAAUAAGCGGCACCGGCGACGCAAUUGUUAUUCUAUUUAUAAUUGUAUGUAUGUACUCCGAGACUGUUAAAAUAUUAUAUAGUACCUACGUACAAUAUUAUAUUUAAAUGUUUAUUUAAUUUCGAAUCUAGGCGCGUGGCCAGUGUCGCUUAUUUCACGUGUAAACUCGGUAAUAAUGGUCUUAUAUAGAUUUUUUUUGUUAUGCGUUUAAUUUUUCAUAACAAAAUGUAGAUUAUGGGAAUAUAUGAAACCUGAUUUUUCGACCUUUAUAAUAAAUACAUAAUAAUACAUAUAUGUUUUGUUGUGUGUUUGUAUAUAGAGGUGUAUCUUAAUAUAAUUAUCAUAAAUGUAUCUAACUUUGAUGAAGAAAUAAUAAUUAUUAUUAUAUAAAUAUAUAAUAAUAGAAAUAGAGUUUUAUUAAGAAAUAAAUAAAGAAGUUAUAACAGUGUAGUAUCGUUUCUUUCAAAUGGAACUUUUAAGUAGUAGGUUUUUAAUUAUUUUUAACAGUUUUUUUUUAAAGAGAAUUGUAACUUGUUAUUUAUUUCAAAAGAUUAUUAUUAUUGAUGUUUUUUUUCUCUUCUUCGUAGAAUGUAUAAGUUGUAAUAUAGGAAUGAUACUGCCCUUAUUUGUAUUUUUUCGUUGGCUUGGACGCGGGAGCGAUGAAAAAUAACAAAAUCAUAAGUAACGUAAUUUAUAGUACAUAAUAAUAAGUUGGAUUAUAACGUAUUAUUGCGCGGUGCAUUGAACAAAAUUGCAGUUGAGUACAUAUUAUUACCAUAAUAUAUUGAAUGGAACAAUCAAAUUUGUACGGAUCAUAUUCAUUGCGUACUGUAAAUAGCAGGCAAUAUGUAUUUUUUUUUUGUAGAAUAAAUUUGAUCUCAUUUAUUUUUUUGCACAUUCUUCGCUCGGGUGCCAUGUAUUGGAUUUAUCACACAAUUAUUGCAUAAUAUAUGAAAUUAAAAAGCACACAAUCAAUGCAUAAUAAUCCCGAUAUAAUUUUGUUAUAAGUACAUUUUUAUACGUAAUUUUUACAGCUAUUUAUUAUUUACAAAUUUUAGCUUUUGAUUUUUUUUAUUUUUAUUUGUACGUAUCACUUUUUUUUCACAAAAAUUGCCUGCUAUAUAUACAUAGAGUAUUGACCAUACAUUUUUCUAACACUUACGCUAAGUUUUGUCGAAUAGCCUUUACUUAUAGACUGGUUUAUUAUUAAUGUUAAAAAAGUAUAAAUCUUAACUCGUAUUUUGUAAAUAGUUAUUAAAAUCAUAUGUAUUUUAUAUUAAAUAUCAUAAGGUUCAAUGGGUUAUUUUUAAUUUUACAUUCUAUUAAAAAGCGAAACAUAUUUUCCACUAUGAACUACGGGAUAUUGAAUCUUGAAAGAUCAUGUGAAAAGUGUUGUUUUUUUUUCUUUCUAUAUAUUAUAUAUUUUUUGUUAAAUAAAGCAAUCUGUUAUUGUCUA
Messenger RNA from Amyelois transitella, 4144 nucleotides. RefSeq names its product probable nuclear hormone receptor HR3 (gene Hr3). Gene Ontology annotation, biological process: regulation of transcription by RNA polymerase II. Gene Ontology annotation, molecular function: RNA polymerase II cis-regulatory region sequence-specific DNA binding; zinc ion binding; nuclear receptor activity. The record is from RefSeq and is a predicted model, not a curated record. Bases 921 to 2582 code for a protein of 553 amino acids. Gene Ontology annotation, cellular component: nucleus. NCBI's taxonomy places the organism in Eukaryota, Metazoa, Arthropoda, Insecta, Lepidoptera, Pyralidae. The transcript has 11 exons.